GCCCUUCCGCUCUAUCGUCGGCGACGGGUCCUCCUGGCCGCCGUCUUCUCUACGGUGGCAGCCCCGCACGGCCGGCAGCCGCGGAGAGAAACGGAGAGAGAGAGGAUCCCCCCGCUCCCCCGACACACGUACGCACAGCGCGCUAUGCCGAGCGCCCGGUCCUCGCCGCCCUCAGCGGGCGCCUGAGCCGCAGCCGAGACGAGGAGCCUACCCUAUGUAAAUAUACCAAGUCUUGCAUGCAUAGAGGACUACGUGACUACCUCUUUCUGACCUGGUCGUCAUCCUUGAAAAAACACUGAAUCCUUAGGAAAAUGGUCUAAAAAUAUCUGAAAGGGGAUUAAGUGGUUCAACAAGUAACGCUCUGAUGGACGACAGAGAAUUUCCACCUAAUGAUCUACAAAUAAUCUCAAAGGACAGUCUUCCUGCUGACUAUAGGGCCGAACGUUUGACCUCUCAUUUGGUUUCUUCAGCUGACGAAAAUGAAAAUCAACUUGACAACGACGGGAAUGAUGUUUUGACCAGUAGUAGAAUUGCUAUGGGAAGACAGGAUGAAGGUGAGCAGGACAGCAUCAAUAAUAAUGAGAAUAUGGACAGUGGAGACUGUACCCCAGGCUAUAAGGAAAGUGAGACUGAGAGGAGAUCUGUGAAUGUCCAUAUGGACCCUCAGCUGGAGGAAAAGCCUAUUACAGAAAAACAGCCAGGUGGAAAAAGAAGUCCAAGAAGCAAAAGAAGCUCCAGUAAAAAAUCUAAAGGAGUUCCUUCAGUGGGAACCACAGCAAUCAAGGAGGAAAAUACUCUUGUUACACAUACAGAUUCUGUGCAUUCUGAAGGUGCUGUUGAAGCAACUGAAAAUUCUCACCAAAAAGAACAAAAACAAACGUUGCAGUCCCUUUUCUCUUUGCUCCGUGAAGAGGUUGAGCAGAUGGAUUCAAAGACACUGCCCCUGUGUCUCCAUCAGAUAGCUGAGACCUAUUUUCAAGAGGAGGAAUAUGAGAAGGCAAUGAAGUUCAUUCAGCUUGAACGAUUGUAUCACGAGCAACUGCUUGCAAAUCUGUCUUCCAUACAGGAGCAAUGGGAAAGAAAAUGGAAAGCAGCAGUUUCUAGUCCAGUUAGAACACUGAGGAAUUCAGCUAAAGAACUGAGUAGUGAAGAGUUGGAAAAGCUUACUAAAGUUUGUUCUUCACAUCAACAGCCACAGGCACCCAAAAAUAAGCCAGUGGUUGCAGAAAAUACAUCGGAAAGCGGUUGUUUGCUCAAGUUAAUUGGAUCAGAGAAUGUAAAGGAAAGAGAAGCUGCUGCUUUCAAAUCAGGUACUGAAACUUGUCCUGGCAUCCGACCAAAGAAAGAAGAUCAACAGCCGAGCACCCGUCCUAGCGAUGAAAAGCAAACUGAGGAGCAGAAGGAGGCAGUGAGCCUUUCGGUAGCUGCAGGAAAGGACCACAUGGAGGAGCAGCACCGCAGUGCAGAAUCAGCACUGGAGCCACACACCCAGUCCACAGGGACAGUGGGCAGGCCUUCUCCAGGCUGUUUAUCAUCAGGGGAUGCCGGCAAAGAUAACAGUUUGCUGCUGAGAGAAAGGCAGAUCUCUAAGGAUGCGGAAAAAAUAGAAGAGACAGCUGGGGAACCCGGAGUGAAAUUCUCUCCUGGGCCAAUGGUAGAUGCCUUGGUUUUAACAGAUGCUGAUUAUAUGCCUGCUGAUUUGGUUUCUACCGAUAAAGAUGCACAAGCUGAUAAAAAUCUUCUCAGAUCAAAACUUGUUGCUAGCUCUUCAGAAAUUGCUACUGGCCAGCUCGGAAAUAGCGAUUUAAACCAGCAACAGAAACGGCCUGAUGAUGGCGAUGAUGAAGAAUCUCCCCCAGACAGAACUGCUUCAAGUACAUGCUCUGAAAGUAGUAAAGUAUCUGAGCAUGAGAGUACUGCCCGUUCACGAGUAUGCAAGGAACUGCAGAGAGCAGCAGGACAGGAGGAGAAGGUAAAAAGUGAAGAACGAGAAGAUGUGUAUCUCAGAUUUUUAAAUGGCAACAUAAUAGACACUGAAGAAUCGUUUGCAAACUUAGCAAAUCAAGAAGAAUUUGACACUGUCCCAGAUAUUUCACCUGAACGAGCAUCUUACAACUCACUGGAAGCUUUAUCACUAGAUGACAGCUUUUCUUCUCUUGAUGAACUUGCAAGAAGGAUAGAGAUUGCUGAGAUUGCCCCAGCAGAAGGAUUGGUGUCUAUACUAAAGAAGAGAGAUGACAGGGAUGGAAAAACAGUUGCCCAAGUCCAGCAAAGGCAAACAAAGAGAAGAGUCCGCUUCCAAGAAAUGGAAGACACUUUCGAUCAAGAUGAAGUAGCUGGUGGCUCCUGUAUUUUGCUGGUCCUGCUGUGCAUAGCAACCGUUUUCCUUAGCAUCGGAGGAACUGCGUUGUACUGCACCUUUGGUGACAUGGAAUCCCCUGUGUGUACAGAAUUUGCAGCCAACAUGGAUUUCUAUUAUACCCAGAUAUUGCAGCGUGUGGAAGAACUUAAGCACUGGAUUGCCUUCUCGUAGCUGAAAUAGACUGAGACAGCACACUGAGCUCACCACUGGUUACUGGAGAGGCUAUUAAAGAAACCUGUGAUUUCAAGUUCUUUGUAACACUUGCCACCUGCGGGUGAUGUGCAUUUGAUGAUGUACUUAGACUUUUACUUAGAAAUUGAGAAAAAUUCCCUUUUAGCUAUCAGGUGGCAAACUGUUGACAUCUUAAGCCGUAGCAGUGUGGUAUGGGAGAAUAACAAGUCAUUCUCUACAUCCUUUUAAGAUUAGACAAGCAGCUUUUCAACAGCUUGAGCAACUGAAGAAGAAGAAAAGAAAAUUAACUGUCUUCUAUACGCUCUCCCGUUGCCACACAUUGUGUAAGCAAUCUCUGAAAGCUUAGUUAAAGAACAGCUCUGAUUUACAGCUGUUUGUGCAAAGGUGUUGCCUCCAGCUAUCAUGCAAUAAGUCUGUGUUUUAUGAAAACAUUAUUUUUCUUCUAAGUCUUACUAUUUUUCUCCAUUUUAAUUCUCCCGGUGAGCCAUGUAAUAAUUUGCUUGGAGUGAGAAGAGUGCAGCAACAUUUAUGGAGCCCCCAUUCAGUGAUAACAGGCCGACCCGCACCUUACACCGUAUGGGGAACAUCACGUGUGGGAUAAAUCUGCUGGCAGAUUUCACAGUGUUUCCUGGAACUUUACUCCCAGUGUUGUGCGGGCUGCUGUAGAAAGAGGAGGAUAAAAGAGAAAUCAUUGGUCUCACUAAAUGCAGAAAAAGGAGCAAGAUGUUCAGUAAAUUAUUCACAUUAAUAGCAGAGUGGCUUUGGCCAAUUUUAAAGCACCUGGUUGUAGGUGUCAGGCUAGCUGGGAUUUCUGUCCAGCUACGUCACUGACUUACAGUAAUCACUUUGUGCCUCGGUUUCUCCUCCAUAAAUGGGGAAUAACGAUCCUUGCCUUUGUCUGUGAACAUUUAUUGCAAUUAGGGCUCAUGUCUGAUUCCCUACACCCCGGAGGAGCGCACAGGAUCGCUGGACUGUGUGGCUGCAGCCUCUCACCCAGUGAGUACUUAACGUACAGUGGAACUGAUCCGACAGAAGAUGUUCAGAGGCUUGCUGCAGAUCCACAGCCUCUCGAUAGUCCAGGGCGCUUGUUCCAACAGAUAAAGCACAUUUGCAUCUAUUUACCCUCCAGUUCUGAGACUUCUAAAAUCUGCUCUCUUUUUCUACCAGCUCUACAAAUUUAAAUCAGUAAAAAGAGUCCUUUUAAAUGGCUGCUUCUAUCACCUGGUGCUCAGCCCUUCCUGGGUGGUGAAUGAGAGAGACGCUGACGUGACGGUGAAGGUCAGAACUGGCAACGUAGGCCGUUGGUCCGUGCUGCAGUCCGAACACAGCAGCUGUCCUGGCACAGAGCCCGUUGGCCUGGCCCUGCUGCAGGCCUUGUGUGAGACGAGUCCUUCGCGCCUCAGGAAACAGCAGUUUUCAGGGGGUCCGCUUCACUCCGCUCCAUGGUUUCCAGCUUACUAACGUAUGAUGCAGCACCUUCAGGUUGAGAUUAUUUUGUAUACUACUACAAAGUGAAAUCCUCGAGGCAUAGCUCAGAGUUUUAACAUUAAAUGAUCAUGCUUUCUGGCAUUUGCAAGCCAAUUGUCCCUCUACUAGCGAGCUUGGUUGUCCCUAAAUGCUCUGUUAUACUGAACGGGAUUUUAAAGCAGAAGUUAAAACCAUACUUUUUCUGAAACAAACUGCACAUCUGAUUUCUUUUUCAGUUCUCACUGCCGAGGCUCAGUUGAUACCUUAGGAAGCCUCAUGUGCAGCUCUUUAUUAAGCAGUAAAUUUAAAAUGCCCCAAUUAAUGACAACAUUUGUUUUCAGAACGAAGCUUAAGAACAGUAGUUUGGUGUAUUUUCUGCUGGUUGUCCGCAGAGCAUUGUAAAGCUGGACUGAUCUAGGGGAGAAAGGGAGAGAUGCUUUUGUAUUUUAAAGAGUUACUGGCUGGUUCAGUUUAUUAUUUUAAGUCCUGGUUUAUGUAUUUAUUUAGUUUUUAUUUUAUAGAAAAUCUUAAUUUUCUUCUUUUUGGGUAAUUUGCUCACAGAGUAAUUAAAAAGCAUGCAUUCACUUAAAAUAUAUAUUUAUAGUGAUUGUGUAGUUAGAAUAUAUUUUGCAUUUCUGUAACUUCGCGUUGAGUGUUUCAGGAUAUUACGUUUAUUUCUAAAAGACAACUGUUGAUUUCAGCUUAAAAAUCUCUUUAAGUUUUCGUGCACUUCCUCACCAAAAAGAUCAAGAGGUAUAUAUAGAACUAUUUAUUCAAAGGUAUAUCAGAUAUGAAGAUCAAAGAUCUUCUACUUCUAGGUUCGUUUAAUUAGAACUAUUUAAAAAUAAUUAUUUUAUUUAAAACGGUAAAGCUAUUUAAAGUCAAAGCAAUUUUUGAUAAGCAGUUCAGAGAAAAUCUGUGGUCUGAAUCCUGGCGUGGCAGCUUUGUGUUGUGUUCCCAGUGCAGAGUCUCACUAAUAUCAGCAGAACUGCCAAUGAGAAGAUCACGGAGAGGUAGGGCACCACUUCACCUGCACACAACGGAGGAAGAAUGAGCGGCCAGGUGUUCUGUGUAGCCCAGCUGCCUUGUAUUUGAGCUGCAGUGUGAGCAUCUCUGCAGCCUCCCAGCCUGUACCCAGGUGCCACUGCUGCGGGAUCUCUCAGGAUCUGGGGGAGCAGAUGGGGCACACACACAUGGGCUGCCCAGUUCCUCUUCUGAGCUGUUGCAACCAAGUGCUUGAGUCUGGAUCUGAUUUCUGUUGGCAUUCGUUUGUGAGAAGAUGAUGGCACUAAUUCUUGCUUUGCCUGACAAUUGUCAGUACGGUUUGCAUGGUCAGCACUACGUUAUCAGACUUGUGGUGACCAACCAUAAAGAAAUGUGCUUUGUUUGAAAUCCAGAGAGUGUUCAGGUUGGCCAGGUGUUAGCUGUCCUGUGCAUUCUGUUCCCUUUUGAUUGCUGGUGGCAUUGCUUCCACCUGGAUGGCCCCAGUGGUCAGAAUCUUGGUCAGGGAAAUCUAAGCUAAAAGGGGAUUUGAACAGUUAUCCUCAUCUGAGGAAUUUGUGGUCAAGUAAUGCUGAGCAACAGCUAAGACUGUUAUAAGUAGGAAGAAGAGAGCAGAGGCUUUUUCCUUCCCUUUUGUACAUUGUAAAGCCCUUUGCAUUUAAGUUUUCAUUGACUCUUUCCUUCCCUGCCACUGGAUAGAUGGUUAUUCUGCUUGGCAGUAGAGGAAACAGACCACUAUAAAACCAUUUGUAGUCAAUAGGAAAAUUCAGGGAACGGUUCAGUACAUGAUAGUAGUUAAAACUCAUUUCUUGAAAGAUGACUGGAUGUCAGGUUGAUUGUUUGCCUUCAAAGGUGAAAGCUGUGGCCACUUACCACCUGCCGCACUCCAUCAGAAACCCCAUCUUCCAGUUUAUCCUCUCAGUGUAGUGAUUUUAGAGAGGUUCUUGCAAUAGAUCAAAACCAACAAGGCUCUCAAUGUGCAUUCAACACACAGAGCCUAGAAGAGCUUUCUGAUGGCAUAAUUACACCUUCACCCCAAGCAACGUGAAGUACACCAGGAAGAGCGCUGUGCCGUAGCAUAGCUGUGCUGUACCCCAGUCUGGUUCCAAGCAGUGUCAGUGAGGAAGCAUUUUCCACAGCCCAGAUAUGCCAGCAGAGAUUUGCAAUCUAGAUGCGGCUCAUGUUUUAAAAUGUUUUUCUACUAUUUUGCUUUCAUACUUGGAAAAUGCGUAGUGCUGGUGGCACACUGUGGGAAGUAGUCUGACCAAAGGGGAAACUCUUGUUUAAGGAUUUCUGUGGGUAAAGGGCAAGCUUGAAAUAUUGAAUGAGUGAAGUAGGUCAGAAGUCCAAAUUCUUGUGUGAUUGCACUUGAUAACCAAAGGGGAUGCUACCCUCCCAGGAAAAUAUGUUUGCCUAUUUCGUACCAUACUGUAAAGCCAAGAUCAUCUGAAAGGACUAAUAACCAUUUGUAACAAAUUUAGCUUCCUUUAGCAAAAGGAGUAAAUAAUUGUGUUUGAAACCAUCACCCAAGCUUGUAAUUUAAAUACUGUAGCAAAAAAAAAAAAUAAAAAGUGUCUCCCAAAGAAAAUAUAUGAA
Gallus gallus (chicken) is the source of this 6619-nucleotide messenger RNA. RefSeq names its product consortin, connexin sorting protein (gene CNST). Bases 365 to 2533 code for a protein of 722 amino acids. The transcript is spliced from 12 exons. Gene Ontology annotation, molecular function: connexin binding. The record is from RefSeq and is a predicted model, not a curated record. Gene Ontology annotation, cellular component: transport vesicle; trans-Golgi network; plasma membrane. Lineage: Eukaryota; Metazoa; Chordata; Aves; Galliformes; Phasianidae. Gene Ontology annotation, biological process: positive regulation of Golgi to plasma membrane protein transport.